Apis florea (little honeybee) is the source of this 1091-nucleotide messenger RNA. Its product is annotated as tRNA N(3)-cytidine methyltransferase METTL6. NCBI's taxonomy places the organism in Eukaryota, Metazoa, Arthropoda, Insecta, Hymenoptera, Apidae. The record is from RefSeq and is a predicted model, not a curated record.
UUCCUCUCGUCCAUUUCCGUUUGGAACUCGAAGGUGGGAGGUUGGUCUGUAACGUAGUUCUCGGUUUAUACUUAACGAUCGUUGCUUCGUACUCGCGUAAAUGUUUCGAUUAAUUACGAUAAAACAAUUUUAUAUAUUCGAUAAGGUCGUUAAUUCGCCUGCUUUAUUCCGCGAUUCGCUAAAUUUUCAUUACAACAACGUAAUACGAGAAAAUGGCUGAAUCAAUAAAGAGUGAAUACGCAAGCCACGUGGCGAAGCAACUUACCGAAGAAGAAAUUGUAAAGAUGGAAGCGCAAAAUUCGCGAUUAGUUCCCGAAUUUCGAGCCAAUCAAUUGGAAAAGGACGCGAAAAAACAUUGGGAUCUAUUUUACAAACGAAACGAUACUAGAUUCUUUAAGGACAGACAUUGGACUACCAGAGAGUUUAACGAAUUAUUGGAUUUGACUAUGAAAAAUGAACAAAAUAUCCUUUUCGAAGUCGGUUGCGGUGUUGGAAAUUUUGUAUAUCCCUUGAUCGAGGAUGGAUUGAAAUUUAAAAUGAUAUUCGCGUGCGAUCUCUCUUCUAGAGCCGUGGAAUUAACGAAGAAUCAUUCGUUGUACGAUCCAGAGAAGAUGAAAAUUUUUCAAACGGAUAUCACGACAGAAAAUUGUUUUUUGGAGGUAGAUUGCCCGGUGAACAUCGCAACGUUAAUAUUCGUUUUAUCGGCUAUUCAUCCGAAAAAGUUUGGGAAAGUCGUAGAGAAUUUAUACAAUAUUCUCGAUAAAGGAGGAAUUGUACUUUUUAGAGAUUAUGGUUUAUACGAUAUGGCUCAACUGAGAUUUAAACCUGGUCACAAGAUCAGUGAAAAUCUCUAUAUGAGGCAGGAUGGUACCAGGACAUAUUAUUUUUCAGAGAAAGAAGUGUCAAAUUUAUUUCAAUCAGUUGGCUUUAAAGUACUAACGUGUAAUUAUGUACAAAGACGAACUAUAAACUUCAAAGAAAAAAUUGACGUGCCCAGAAUUUUUGUUCAAGGAAAAUUUGCAAAAUUCUAGUAAUAACGAAAAGGUUCCAUGGAUCGGAGUAAUUGAAGUAUUAUUGCAGCUAUUUAAUUA